CGGUAUUUCGGGAUGGUGUCCCAAGAACCUUUGAAACCGUUGAUAGGUUUCUGCCAAAUUUUUCACAACAUGCGACUAAAAGGUAAUUCCCUUCCCUGACCUUUGUUCUGCCCAAUGGCACCACCGUUUACCACCACUUGUGUCUACGUCAAAAGUGUCACACCUAGAUCAUGUGGUCAGCCAAACAUGUAACCGUAACUUUAGAGGUGAAAUCCUCCGUGAUGGAGCGACAGAACUGCGGGCUCACAGACCACAGAGCCGAAGAACCAAGCCGUUCCGCUGAAUGAGGAGAAUGUUGGAGUGAUAGAGCACUGCAGGUUUACCUGCCCACACAGGUGUAGGCUACUCGUCAUCUUCUCAGAGGGGGCUGUCGCCACCAGGUAGGUUUUAACAGGUACAUCCGAGCAUCGUCCCGGUGCUACCAUCCUAAACCCUUUCCUCCCGGGACCAUUGAGAUGCACCGUUAACGUUUCGGUGGGACUUCCUUUCGGACUCUGAGAUGAACUUAAAGUGGACAGUAAAACGAUUUCUUCUUAUGUCGUUUUCAAUCUCCCACUUGCUGUUACAUGAGGGAGCUCAGAGCCGACUUUCAGUGGCAGAAGGAAGACUACAGAGAAGGGCUAAUGCACUUCGGAGGAAACGGGAUCUCCUUGGGGAGGAGACAUACAGACCGCUGCUGUCGGAGGGUACUCUGUCACGCAGCAUUUUACACAACUACACAGCCAGAGAUGCCUCUUCAGAAUAUUGCGGCUGCCUCAAUGGUGGCUGGUGUCAGGAGGGCGGUGUGUGUGACUGUGCUCAGUUCCAGGCACUGGGAGACCGCUGCCAGAUCAUACCUAACCAGGGCAAGGAUAGGGACGGCAUCUGCAGGUCGUGGGGUCAGAACCACUACGAAACAUUUGAUGGAAUCUACUUCUACUUCCCUGGAACCUGCUCUUAUAUUCUGGCCCAGGACUGCCACUCAGCUGCACCACAGUACACAGUGUGGGUCCACAACAGCAGAUUGUGUGAUGGGAGUGUGUAUUCAUGCCCAAGAGCUCUCAGUUUGUUCUUCCCAAAUGAGGAGGAGAUCCACAUCUCUGGAUAUCAGGUCCACCAGGGAGGCCGAAGGUUAAGUCUGCCUCAGACAGUAGGCGGUCUGUUUAUUGAACGACUGGCUGAUUACCUGCUGGUGAAGAGUGUGUUUGGCUUCUCUUUGGCCUGGGAUGGAGGCUCGGGCGUCUACCUGAAGAUGAGCGAGGAGCACCAGGGUGCCCCCUGUGGCCUUUGUGGAAAUUUCAACCACCUUGCUGGCGAUGACCUCACCACCUCCCGUGGUAUUCGGACAGAUGAGCCUGUAUUGUUUGCUAACAGCUGGGCAGUGGACCUGCCUCAUGAGAGAGCCUGUCCAUCAGUAGACCUCGACUUCAAUGGGCCCUGCCAUUCUGAAUCAGACAUGGAUGAUGCCAUAGAGAAAUGCAGCGCACUUCUCUUCUUCCCGUUUCUGUCCUGUCAUGAAAACAUUGACCCAAAUCCCUUUGUGGCCAGCUGUGUGUCUGACCUCUGUGUAUCCGAUGACGAGGAAACGUUUUGUCGAGCCUUGGUUGAGUACACUCGAGCCUGUUCACAUGUUGGAUAUCCAGUAAGAGAGUGGAGAGACAGCUUCCCUUCUUGUAACGAUGGCUGUGAGGAGAGUUUUGUCUAUAGAGACUGUAUCAGUUGUUGUCCACCCACUUGUACAUUUGAGAAAGAGUGUCUGGGAACCAACUUGCAUUGUCUGGACGGCUGCUACUGCCCUGAUGGUCUUAUCCUACAAAAUGGAACAUGUAUUGCUGUUUCUCAGUGUCCAUGUGUUUACCAUGGUGCAUCAUAUUUACAAGGACAUGUGCUUCAACAAGGAUGUAGUGUUUGUGUGUGCAUGGGAGGAGUGUGGAACUGCACUGAGAACAACUGCACAGUGGAGUGUUCGGUGAUAGGUGACGUGUUUGUGACGACAUUUGACGGUAGGAUGUUUCUCCAGCCGGGGGCGUGUCAGUACGUGCUGGCAAAGAGCCGCAACAGCCGAUUCACCGUCACACUGCAAUAUACUACCUGUGCAGAGCAGCAGGUGUGUAUUCAGUCGGUGACAGUGGUGUUGGAUGAAGAUGUGACUCAUCAAAUUACUUUGACCAGAGAAGGGGACGUGAUAAUUGGUGUAAACCCGGCGCCUGUCCUUCCCUAUGUUGAUGAUGCAGUAGAAGUGCGGAAGCUGACCUCUGUGUUUACACAGCUGAAGGCAGGGAUUGGUCUGAGGCUGCAUUAUGAUGGCCAAGGGGGGCGGGUCUAUCUGCAGCUAGAUAGCCAGUGGCGCGGACAGACGCUGGGUCUUUGUGGAACCUUCAAUGGAAAUCUACGGGAUGACUUUCUGUCCCCAGCAGGUAUGAUAGAGGGCACUCCUCAGCUUCAUGCCAACGCUUGGAAGGUUUCAUCUGCUUGUGUCGCUCCAGUCAACCUGCCCAUCAUAGACCCAUGUGAGAUGAACCAGCACAAUGUGUUCUAUGCCUCCCAGUGUGAGGUGCUUUUGGGGAGUGUGUUUGCCCCGUGUCAUGGCUACAUCAGUCCAAACAUCUACCAGCAGCAGUGCCGCUACCAGGCCUGUCGUUGCGGGAGCAGCUGUUUGUGCACAGCACUGGCUCACUAUGCUUAUCUCUGCUCCAAACACGGAGUCAACGUUAAUUUCAGAUCACACGUCUCUGAAUGUGGAGUGGUGUGUCUUGGAGGCAUGCUGUACCACUCUUGUGUGUCGUCUUGCGGGCGUUCCUGUCGUGCUCUGUCUAGCACGGAGACGUGUAACCCCGACGACUGUGCCGAGGGGUGUGGCUGUCCAGACGGCAGUUACCAUGACAAUGUGCGCCAGCGCUGUGUGCAACUGUCUCAGUGUCACUGUUACUCCAUGGGUGGUGUGUCACAGCCAGGAGAAGUGAGCUUCAGCGCCUCUGGCCCCUGCCUGUGCAGAAAUGGGAAGAUGGAGUGUGUGCCAGAGGAAAAAGAGCCAGAUAGUGUAGAGGUCGGGGAGUGUCCAGAGGGGAAAGUGUACCACAGCUGCACCGAGCAGAGAGGAGGCUUAGCCUGUGCACCGACCUGCCGUAACCUGAUGUUGAACCUUACCUGCCCUCCCAGCACACCAUGCAUCCCUGGCUGUGUCUGCCCUCCUGGGCUGGUGCUGCACCAUAGUGAGUGUUACUUUCCAGAGAACUGUCCAUGUGCCUGGCUGGGCCUUGAAUACCUGCCUGGAGAAACUGUGGAAACAUCAUGCUACAAAUGUGUCUGUCACCGGGGCUAUUUCAACUGCAGCCACUCACCAUGUCCAGCUGUGUGUACUGUCUACAGCGACAGACACUACCACACCUUCGAUGGCCUUGAGUAUGACUACCACUCUGACUGUCAGGUCUACCUGCUUAAAAGUGCAGGAGAAACCGAGGUGUCCAUUGUUGCCCAAAACAAGGACUGCUAUGAGAGCGGCAUUGUGUGCAUGAAAGUACUGGUCAUUCACGUGGGACUUACCAAGAUCUACUUCACAGACAACUCUGGCAACCCUAGCCCGUCCACUGUUGUAGGUCGAGGAUCAGAGUUUGAGCUUUGGAAAGCCGGCUACUACACUGUGGUCUACUUCUCUAAUCAGGACCUGACCAUCCUCUGGGACCGCAAGACGACUGUACACAUUAGAGCUGGACCUCAGUGGAAGGGCCUUCUCAGUGGGUUAUGUGGAAAUUUUGACAGUGUGACAGUGAAUGAUAUGACCACCUCCAGCCACAUGGAAGUCAAUAAUGCACAGACCUUUGGUGACAGCUGGGCCCUGGGACAGUGUCAAAGUGACUACAUAGUUGAGCGACCAUGUGAAGGCGAUUUAGGCAGACAGCCAUACGCCAAGAGGGAGUGUGCUCUCCUCUACAGCGAUGUCUUUGCACCCUGUCACAACGUGGUGGAUGUGGCCUGGUUUUAUAGGAACUGCCUGACAGACACUUGCAAUUGUAACCGUGGGGGAGACUGUGAGUGUCUCUGUACAUCCAUCGCUGCAUAUGCACACAAAUGCUGUCAACAGGGGGUCACAAUACACUGGAGAUCACCCUCUGUCUGUCCCUAUGAUUGUGAAUACUAUAAUCAAGAGCUAGGCGAUGGCCCAUUUUCCUUGGUUAGCGCUGUUUAUAAUGACACCAUGUUUGGAGUGAAUCGCACCAGCAGCUCAGUGUUUCCUCUGGUGAGAGAGAGACCAGGGCAGUUGCCCGCCCCAGGCUUACUCUUCAACUUCAUGGUUACAGCAGGCUUGCAGAAGGACAGAACAUCACGUGUCCCUGUGGUGUCACUGGAGUCUGCAGAGAGACCAAAUUAUUUCCUUGUCGUGUCGGGACGCAGCCGCCUUCAUUUGGAGCGCUGGAGUCGAGGGCCGGAGUUUAAUCGCAGGGCAACCUUUAUCCAGCACCAGGGACUGUUUCUGACAGGGCACGCCUCAUUCGAGCUUGUCGGCCAACCUGGAAUCUUUCUUACACUGACACGCACUGCUGCACGAGCUCAGAGAUAUGACACCUCAGAGGGCUUCAAAGCCAGCAGCAGCUUCAAACUGGAGGAGAGCAGUUUUGUGAUACCUUAUCGUAUGAUGUGUGAGUGGCGCUACCAGGCCUGUGCAAGUCCUUGUGUCCAUGCGUGCAGUGACCCAGAUGCCACCCGGUGCCACUUCCUGCCUCCUGUGGAAGGCUGCUUCCCACGUUGUCCCAAGAACAUGGUACUUGAUGAAGUUACUCGAAGAUGUGUCUACAAAGAGGACUGUGUGUCUCUUCCCCCAACUCCGACACCCUUUGCAUAUGUGACGCAGUCCAACAGAACUACGACAGCACCAACAAUAACUCCAACUACAACCAUUACAACUACUACUACAAGGCCAAGAACCACAACCAUCACCACCACCACCACAAGGGCAACAACUACCUCCUCCACAACUGUAAGGCCCACAACCCCCACUACCACUCCCACUACUCCCAGUACAACAUCAGCCACUGAGCGUGUCACCCCUACUUCAUCUACAUCUCCUGCUGCUCCUCCCACCACUAUUGUUUCUGCUACACUCACUCCAUCAACCCCGCCAGAGACAACUACUCUCAGCACAACUGAGAUGACCCCCACUCAAACUACGGUAACCACAGGGGUCACUACAACCACCAGCACAACAACACCCUCCAUUGAAUCCACUGAGGCCACUACAGUCACCCCGACUUCUACUCCUCCAUCCCCUACUACUCUUUCUUCCACCUCCUCACCCUCCACUCCUACCUCCCCCACCAUUACCACACCGUCAGCACCAUCGCCGACAUUACCAGCAACUUCCACCCCACCUCCUCUAACCUCCGUCUCCACUCAGCCAUCACCCACCACAGCCGUCACAACUGCCCCCACCUCUACCACCUCUGUACCUGAAACCCCUACCGAAACCACAACCACUCCUCAGCCUACACCUGCGGAUACAACCAUCGCCAUAGAGACCACCACGCCAACAUACACUUCACCAGUUGCUGCGACAACCACAGCACCAUUUCAUACAACCUUCGAGCCCACUACUGAGCCAAGUACUACGGAAAUAAUCCCAAGCCCUGACACCUCUCUGAUAACAGAGGAAGCAUCAACCACGCAUCCAUUCCUCUUGCCCACUUCUCCCUGCACACCUCCGUACUCCUACCGCAUUGAUGAGUGUGCUGAGCUGAUCUGUUUUAAUGGAGAGCUGCUGCUUCACAACUCCUCUCUACACUGUCGCUACAACACCACCAAGCCCCAGUGCAGUCUGUUGGGCCUGCCCAUCCUCAUCAACACAGACCCCUGCUGUCCACAGUGGCAGUGCCCCUGUCGAUGCACUGUGAUGUCAGACCUGCGUGUUAUUACAUUCGAUGGCAACAAUGUUGCCCUGUAUGAUAACGGCUCCUACAUCCUGGUUAAUCUGCCCAGAGAGACUAUUAUUGGCGCCGUGGAGAAAUGUCCAACCAGCCAGAGUGUAAACUCCAUCAGACGAACUAGUCCUACAGGUGGAACAUCUGGUCUGUGUUUUAGAAAGCUGAACAUUACUACCUCUUCCUACAGAAUCAUUAUCAACCGACUGGAUCGCAAGGUGACAGUAAACUACAGACCUGCUAGACUUCCAUUCUCCCGGCAUUCUCUUUAUGUGGAAGACACAGGCAGCAUGUACCUGAUCCAGACACCUGGUGGGGUCAGCAUACAGUGGUAUCACAGCACUGGCAUUAUGGUACUGCAGUACAUCACUCCUUAUAAUGCAUCUGUGCCCACUCGAGGCUUGUGUGGUUGUUGUGAUGGCAACCCAGAAGACGACCUGAAGCUGCCCAAUGGUACUGUGGUCAGAGAGGUGGGAGAUAUGGUGCUCUUCCUGCAGGCCUGGAGAGUCCACACCACUGAUGAAACCGAACACACACGCAGAGUCGGAGACAACUGCACCAUCGAGGAUUGCUCCACCUGUCUCUCCAUGCUCCGCCAGAGAGCCUUCAUGCCAUGCCACAGCAAGGUCCCUCCGGAGCAGUUCUGCGACAUCAUGUGGGCGGGGGACCUGCACUACAAGGAUCACCAGUGUGACUUUCUGGCGGCAUACGUGGCGGUCUGCUACACACAUCAAGUCUGCAUCAGCUGGAGAAGACACAAUUUCUGCCCAUUGCGGUGUCCCCCUGGUAAGGAGUAUCAGCCAUGUGUGAGCACCUGCGCCAGCCGCACCUGUCUGAACACAGAGUACUACGAAGAAACCACCUGCUCCUUCAUCAGAGAGGAGUGUGUGUGCCGCAGUGGAACCAUCCUGCACCGCGCUGACUCCCCUUACUGUGUGACUGAGGAUCGUUGUGUGUGUACAGAUAAUGAGGGUAAUCCUCGGUCCCCGGGCGAGGUGUGGAAUGGCUCUGCUCGCGGCUGCUGUCUGUACAAGUGUAUGGAGAAUGGCUCUGUGGUGGCUGUGGAGCCAGACUGCAACUCUGUCCCUACACCGCUGUGUGAGAGGGAAGGAGAGUAUGUACUGGAUGUGUUGGAAGAAGGAGCCUGCUGCCCUAAGAAGAUAUGUGAGUGCAACAUGACCAUCUGUGACAGUGAAGCUCCACCUUGUGAUAAUGGGAACCGGCUAGUGAUUGGUUACAGCGCUCUGUCCUGCUGCCCAGAGUACAGAUGUGAGUGCGACCCCAUGGCAUGCCCUCCUGUGCCUGCCCCGAACUGCAGGGAAGAUCAGUUCCUAGUGGAGGUCAGGGGGGGGAAAUCCUGCUGCUACUCUUACCUGUGUUUGUGUGAGUCAUGUCUUGAACCCAUUCCAACUUGUUCACAUGGAGAAAUUCUGGCCGUGGAUCUAAACACCACUAACAGUUGCUGCCCCCAGUACCAUUGUGUGUGUGAUGCCAACCUGUGCCCUGAAUCAUCUGUGACCUGUACACCUGGUCUCUCUUUGGUUCAAACUGCUGUCCCCGGACAUUGCUGCCCGCAGCACCACUGUGAAUGCCAAUGUGAGGACAGCUCUCUUCCCAUCUGCCAGGUGGGGGAAGUGCUGGUCGAGGUUCCAGACGGCAGCACCAACUGUGGCUGUCUUCAGCAUACAUGCCAGAAGGCAGAGGUUUGUCUUUUCCAAGGAGUAACAGUGCUCAGCCCUGGCCAGUCUCUGGUUCAGUACUUGGAAGGAGAGCUGUGUUACACUGUCCACUGCCUGCAUCAAAGAGAUCCAGACUCUGGCUUCUACGCAAUGGAAAUUACUUCUGUCAACUGCUCCCAAAAAUGUGGGCCACACCAGGUGUAUGUAACCUCCAUAGACCCUCAGGUGUGCUGCGGCUCCUGUAAAAAUGUCUCCUGUACAUUUACCAAUGAAAACGGGACAACAGAGCUCUUCGCUGCAGGGAGCUCCUGGGUGGAGAACUGUACACGUUACGACUGCAUGGAAACAGCAGUGGGAGCGGUGAUACUUGCCUCUGGAGUGGUUUGCCCGCCUUUCAAUGACACAGAGUGUAUUCAGAAUGGCGGGGUGGUUCAGAGCUAUGUGGACGGUUGCUGCAGGACAUGUUCUGGAGUGGGUGUUUUACCAUUUACCGUUAAUCCCAUAACCCCCACUGGUAGUACUAACUGUGACACAGGUAAAGAGGAUGGUAAGACAUGCAAACGUGUGGCCAUUCGGACUACCAUUAGAAAAGAUGACUGCAGGAGCAACGCACCGGUAACAGUCUAUUCUUGUGAUGGGAAAUGCCCGUCUGCCACCAUAUUCAACUUUAACAUCAACAGUCACGCCCGAUUCUGUAAGUGCUGCCGCGAGAGUGGACUACAAACCCGCUCCGUCACACUCUACUGCUCUCGCAACGCCACAGUCGUGGAGUACAACUUUCAAGAGCCUCUGGACUGUUCCUGCCAAUGGAACUAAAUCUAUCUAUCGAUCAGUUCAUUUGAUUUGUCACAUGUAAUCAUAUAAGGUACAAUUCAGGGUCCAGGCAGAGCAUGAAAACCAGCCAUGUUUCAUUUUAUUUGUCCUAGUUGUAGUUGUAACCGAAAAAACUGAUGAAAUUGGAGAUUGUUUUCAAGUCGUUUUGUCUUCACAUUAGUUUUUAUUUUCUUCAAGAUCUGCUGUGCCAACCCAGUCAGCUUUCUAGUGCAUUCAAGUGAUGGUACAAUGCCAUUAGCCUCUUGUCCUACUGUAUAUUAACAAUUGAUUAUGUUGAUACAAAUGUUGCAUAUUUUAUAUCCACUGUUGGGAUAUUUUGGUUUGUCUUAGGAGAUAAAUUUAGCCUUUGUACAAAUAAAAAUGUAAUGCAAAGCUUUGUUUCCUUCGAAAAAUGUUUUUGAGUUUCUAAAAUGUGACCUUUUGGGCUCUUUGUAGUUUCCAUAUUUUGAAAUAAAGUAGGGGAGUAAAAGAUUUAACAGUG
Molecule: messenger RNA, 8885 nt
Organism: Etheostoma spectabile (orangethroat darter)
Lineage: Eukaryota; Metazoa; Chordata; Actinopteri; Perciformes; Percidae
Gene: otogl
Product: otogelin-like
Exons: 58
Coding region: 500-8386 (2628 amino acids)
Biological process (GO): L-arabinose metabolic process
Cellular component (GO): extracellular matrix
Molecular function (GO): protein binding; alpha-L-arabinofuranosidase activity
Source: RefSeq, a predicted model, not a curated record